This is a messenger RNA of Rubroshorea leprosula, 1735 nucleotides long. The record is from the annotation of a GenBank genome assembly. NCBI's taxonomy places the organism in Eukaryota, Viridiplantae, Streptophyta, Magnoliopsida, Malvales, Dipterocarpaceae.
CCACAACCUUUGACCUCUACUGCAGCUUCUCUCCCUCUCUGCAACCUUCGCCAUGCCCCAUGUUCUGAAAAACCCCGAAUUUUGAUCCCCUCAGGCUUCUUAUCUUCCUUUUCCUUAUUGGUUAUCGUCCGUCGGGUUUGAAGAACGGGAAAUGGGGUGUUGUCAAAGCAAAGGUGCUGAUGUGAGAGUCAACAGGGUUGCCCGCUGGCGAUCCACGGGCAUUGUUGCUUUGCGGGACGCCAAAUUGAAGACAUUUCCUGAUGAAGUUCUAGAUCUGGACAGAACUGUACGAACUCUUGACUUAACAAACAAUAAAUUAGUUGAUAUUCCUAUGGAGAUCAGCAAAUUAAUCAACAUGCAGCGACUGAUUUUAGCUGGUAAUCUUAUCGAGCGCCUUCCAAUUAACUUGGGGAAGCUUCAGUCUCUUAAAAUUAUGACUCUUGAUGGGAAUCAGAUCACUUCCUUACCUGAUGAAUUGGGCCAGCUGGUAAGACUUGAGCAAUUAUCGAUCUCUGGAAAUAUGUUAACAUCCUUGCCUGAGACUAUUGGGAGCUUGCGCAAUUUGUCUCUACUAAAUGUGUCUAAUAACAAGUUGAAGUCACUCCCAGAAUCAAUUGGAAGUUGCUUUUCUUUGGAAGAAAUACAGGCAAAUGGUAUAAAAUUUUCAGAAGAUAGUGGUUUAAGUGGAUGGAUAAGCUUUGAUGAAAUUCUUUUGUCAACUUAUAAAGACCUACGAUGUUUUCGGACUGUUGUUCUUAAUGGUGCAUUACUUCUUUCGAUAAUCAGUAAGACUAUGAUUAGAUGGGGCCCUCUUUCCUAGUUAUUUUAGCAUGUUUGGCUUGUAAUGUGAUAUGGGUCAGGAGAAAUUGAAUAUUGCAUGUGCCAAAUGGUUGGCUUGGUUUUUGCCUAGUCUGGUUUUCUUUGCACAGCGUCAUUUCUUCUGGUUGUGACCAUUGAUAAUUACGUCUUUUAUAAUUAUUUGCAUUUGAUUUAGUCCCAUCCUACCUACUUGAUUUUGAGCAUCUUCCAGGAUUUGUCUUGUUAUUUGUUCAUCAUCAUUUUGUGAGCUAGAAGGGGUCUUGCCAAAGUGUACACUCUAUUUUCCCCAUGGAUUUGGAAGAACACAUCCCCUCCCGGAAGAAAAAACCUCAGUUACCAUGUGAUGCAGUCAAGGAAGGAUAUUUGGAAGAAUAAUUUAUAUGAUUUAGGAUUCUUUUAUAAUAAUGAAUAUUUAGGAGGAGUUAAUUUGUGGUGUCUGAUGUAAUUCUAGAUCUAGGGAAAUUAUAUUUUUUAUGCUUAGUUUGUUGCUAUUAGGAUUUGAUUUAGUUCCUAUUUUGUUUAGGUUUUGAUAGCUUUGAUUAAGAGUCUCUUAUUAUAAUCUAGGUAACUGCUGUUAUGUAUUAGGGUUAGAUAGAUUAUGAUGAAUUGAAUAAAGAUUUCCCCAAAACCUAUUUGCUUCUUUUAUAUUGACAGCCUAUUUCUUCUAACUCUCCCUUUCUUUUCCUCUAUUUUUAACUUUGCUAUCUCUGUUCUGCAUCACCAUUGCCAUAAGUGUUUGCUUUCUCUGAUUGUGGUAGUUUUGGUGCAUGGCAUGUUUUGUCAACCUAUUUUAACUGCCCAGCUUCAUUAUUGCAAAUUUGACAGAUAAUCUUAUCCAAGAUCUUCCUUCAUCAGUUUGCAAUCUCGCUCACUUAAAGUCACUUUGCCUGAACAAUAAUAAUGUGAGCCAGGUAAG